ACUCCAUUAUUUUAGCAAACGUAUUUUGGUUAGCCUCACUGGAAACGGCAGAAACAAUUAGAAUUCCGUAUUCGCGUCGUGGUUUCCAUCGUCAGCAGCUACAAUGUCUGAAUUCAAUUCUGAAAGCCACACAUCAACAACUCAUUUGAGAGCUCACCAUGACCACGGUAUCUUAAACAAAUCGACUGGAAGUUCUCCUAUGGAGCAAAUCGCUCAAUGCAGAAAGGAAACAAAUGCUCAUCUGGAAUCGAUGAGGAGCGACAUUGAUUCGAAAGUCUUUGAAGACAUGAAAUGGGCAAAAGACAGAGAACGGGAGGAAGAGGCUAGAAUUGACGAGGAAAUUGAUGAAAAGAAUCAAAAGCUUGAACAAAUGAUCGCAAGCCAUGGGUGCAUGAUGGGAAAGAGCAUUAGGUUUCGAAAAAUCAACAGGGAAAUAAUAAAAAACAACAAUGAUCGAAAACUAAGACAUACUAGGAACAAGGAAACUACCCAGAUAAUACAAGACCGCAUUGCUAAUAGACAACUAGAACUUCAGUCUGAAAUUGAAGCCAUAGCAGAAGAAAUCGAGCGAAAAUUAUGUGAGUUGGAGAAAUCGUGGCAGUGCGAUACGAAAGGAAAAGAGGACAGAGUACAAGACCGUGGGGAACUACCAACAAGCGAUGAGAAUGUCAAAGAUGUACAGGCUAAGGGAGCAGAAGGAAAUGGCGCACCAGAUGACAAACUAAAUAGAGACUCUUUGGACACCAUUAAUCGCAUUAUCGCAGAUUUGAAGUUGACAACAUUUGACAGGAGAGGGUAUUGUGGAAGAAUUGAUGGAUAUGAAGGAGAAUGGAGUCUCGUUGAUACCAUCAAAGUCACAGAUAAAGUCAAAGACCCUAGUAUCAUAGGCCAUAUAGACGAACUUGUGAUUAUUUCAUCUACGAAUGAUGACGUAUUUGGUUGUGAUACAUUCUCAUUUGAUGUGCGCACUAAACAAAGUCAGAAAGUGUUAACCAGUGAAGGUUCACGUUGGACAGUCUCCUGUGCUCUUCUGAAUGAUGAUAACAUUGUAUGCGGAAACUAUUAUGAAAAUGAAAAGGAUUUCAAAGGAGACACGUUGAGUGAACUCGUCAGAAUAUAUGACAGGCAGUGGAACCUUAUCAAGAGUGACUUUUCCAUCCCCCGCAAAGGUGUUAAAUUCUUCACAUGGGCAGAGGUUGAUGUUUGCCAGAAUGGGAUGAUCAUUGUUGAACAUGGAAGGGAUCCUACAAACGUCUAUAUCAUGAAUCCAUCAGAUGGUAGAAUUGAUUGUUCUAUUCCUAUCAAGGAUAUGAUGAUGCGCGGUGUACUCUUUACAGGACACAUUGUCUCUCAUAACUUGCCUGCCAACAGAAAGCUGUUCAAAGUCAACAGACAGGGUUCUCAAACCGAAAUCCCACUCUGGGAGUUCCCUCGUCAAGAUGAUAUCUGCAACAUCUGCAUCGAUCAUCUAAAUGACGCCCUCUACGUCGUAUCAUCUGAUCCUGGUUACCACUAUGGAAACAUUGAUCAGAUGACGGACGAUGAAGAAAAGAAAAAAAGAGUAGGGUCAUUUCUCAUUUUACAGGAUCUCCCAAUGCACAAUAGGAAACGGCUUCUUAACGGAUCGAAAGUAAUCGUGACGUCAUCAGGAAAGGUUAUUGCAUGCGAUGGUGAAAACAUCCUUGUCUUCCAAAAUAAAUUGAAAUUGUAA
This is a messenger RNA of Lytechinus pictus (painted urchin), 1711 nucleotides long. RefSeq lists its product as uncharacterized. The transcript has 2 exons. Bases 104 to 1711 code for a protein of 535 amino acids. Lineage: Eukaryota; Metazoa; Echinodermata; Echinoidea; Temnopleuroida; Toxopneustidae. The record is from RefSeq and is a predicted model, not a curated record.